Molecule: messenger RNA, 1618 nt
Organism: Canis lupus familiaris (dog)
Lineage: Eukaryota; Metazoa; Chordata; Mammalia; Carnivora; Canidae
Gene: SIRT5
Product: sirtuin 5
Molecular function (GO): protein-malonyllysine demalonylase activity; NAD+ binding; protein-succinyllysine desuccinylase activity
Source: RefSeq, marked provisional
CGCUCCCCCGCUCCCGGGGGCCUUGACGGGCGGAGCAGCGAGGGGGAGGGGAGUGGACCCCCCGGAGCCCGCGGGCAGGGCCGCCACCCGUGCGGAGCCUCGAGCCCGGGCGUGCUCCGGGCCUAGCCUGCGGGCCGCCGCCGCCCGGGAGACGAGGGAGGGGGCCGGAAGCGAGGUUCAAGGUCCGGCGGCCGGAGCAGAACCCAUCUCAGGAAUUAGUACCACAAAGACAACUUGAUGCAACCUCUUCAGAUUGCCCCCUGUCGAUUACUUUAUGGGCUGUAUCGUGGAUUGAAGUCUCCAGCCUCCACUGGAACCCGGAUUUGCCCAACAAUGGCUCGACCAAGUUCAAAUAUGGCUGAUUUUCGGAAGCUUUUUGCAAAAGCGAAGCACAUAGUCAUCAUUUCAGGGGCUGGCGUUAGUGCUGAGAGCGGAGUCCCAACUUUCAGAGGAGCUGGGGGCUACUGGAGAAAAUGGCAAGCUCAGGACCUGGCCACCCCUCAGGCCUUUGCACGAAACCCUUCCCUGGUGUGGGAGUUCUACCAUUAUCGGCGGGAGGUCAUGCUCAGCAAGGAGCCAAACCCCGGGCACCUUGCCAUUGCUGAAUGUGAGGCCCGGCUGCGCGAGCAGGGCCGACGGGUCAUGGUCAUCACUCAAAACAUCGAUGAGCUGCAUCGCAGGGCUGGCACCAAGAACCUUCUGGAAAUCCAUGGGAGCUUAUUUAAAACGCGAUGUACCUCUUGUGGAAUUGUGGCUGAGAAUUACAAGAGUCCAAUUUGUCCAGCUUUAUCAGGAAAAGGUGCUCCAGACCCUGAAGCUCAAGAUGCCAGAAUCCCAGUGGAAAAACUUCCCCGGUGUGAAGAGGCAGGGUGUGGGGGCCUGCUGAGACCUCACGUCGUGUGGUUUGGAGAAAACCUGGAUCCUGCCAUUCUGGAGGAGGUUGACAAAGAGCUGACCCUCUGUGACUUAUGUCUAGUGGUGGGAACUUCCUCUGUGGUUUAUCCUGCUGCCAUGUUUGCACCCCAGGUGUCUGCCCGGGGAGUGCCAGUGGCCGAAUUCAACAUGGAAACCACCCCAGCCACCAACAGAUUCAGGUUUCAUUUCCAGGGGCCAUGUGGUACCACUCUUCCUGAAGCCCUGGCUCCUCAUGAAACUGGCAAUGUUUCUUAGUUGUCCUGGGGAAAGAAGAAAUUGUAGUAUGUCUAAGUACUUGGGCCACACACAGAGGAGAACUGAUCGUGGGGACCGUGAGCUAAAUACUGGAAAAUCUAGAAAUACCAUCAGAUUCCCUGGCUGGAAUCCCCCCUGAUGCUAAGUAAAGCAACAAUAGCAAACACUCUUAGGAGAAGUUAGAGAACAGCCAGGUUAAUGCAUGUUCUUUCAUGUGAACUUAAACCUAAGCUCUCUCCUAUGUGUUUGGUUGGCUAUUGGAAACAUUUUGUGAUUAGAUUAUCUUUUGAAAAAACUAAUUAUCCUGAUUGUGUUGUUUCGAUCUGGACGCAGAAGUAUAGGGGUAAAACCUUGGUAUUUCGGAUUUUUGCCAAGUUGUGGUGGAAAAUAAAAUCACUCUCUAUAGUAGGGCAUUUAUUGUUUAAAGAUCUGACCCCCGCCCAAGAGA